GCAAUUUUCACGUAUUGACGGAACCUUCAUCUUUACUUCCACCCCACCACCACUUCUCUCUCCGUCUUCCAGAAGCCCAUCAUUUCAUACUUUCUCAAUCUGGACUCCUGAUUCGUUAAUUGUGAUUGCUACCUACAAAAAAUCCAAUAGUAUGACUUUUCUCCUUUCUAUCCCCUUUACUUCAACUCAAUCUAGUAUACCAUGUUUAUAACUGCUUUUCGUUUUCUAACUUUGGUCAUCACUUUCAGUUCUACUAUAUAUAUAGUGGGGCUCUUGGCCUCAGUUGUCCACUCAGACUCAUAUUGCGGAAUUUGUUCCCACACUUCAAUUUUUCAAAAAAGCAAAACAUCCUCUCCAAUCAUAUUCGUUCAUUCUAUAUCCUUUGUGAAUUAUAAUUAGUUCCCCUUUUAGAAAAUGAUGGCCGGAAAAGACAGCAACUCCCCACAACCGCUGGUAGCCGGCGAUGCAGAGGCUGCAGCCGCCAACUCCAGAGAGCUCCGGAAGAAGAAGCGGAUUAAGUACCUUCUCUAUUUUAUUGCUUUUGUUAUAUUCCAAACUGCUGUGAUAGCCAUCUUCGUGUUAACUAUCAUGAAAGUCAGAACCCCAAAGUUCCGGGUCCGGGCUGCGACCUUUGACCCGUCCAACUCCAACACCGACGCCGCAACAUCAUCUUUCAAUUUCACGAUGAAUACCCGGCUCGACGUGAAAAAUGCCAAUUUCGGAAAAUACAAAUACGAGGAGACGACGGUGAACUUCUUUUACAGAGGUACUCCGGUCGGGGAGGUCUCAAUUCCGAAAUCAAGCGUGGGAUGGAGAAGCACCAAGAAAGUCAACGUGGUGGUCAAAUUAGGUUCUGAUAAGGUACAAUCCAGUUCGGAACUUGGAAGUGAACUUAAGGCUGGGAUUUUAAGGAUUAAUAGCAGAGCUGAGAUGAAGGGCAAAGUGAGGCUGAUCUUUAUAUUUAGCAAGAAAAAGUCCACCAAUAUGGAUUGUUCCAUGGAUAUUGCCAUAACGCCCCCACAGCUGGUCAACAUCUCCUGCAAGUGAUCUUCUUCAUACACUCAUGCAGAUUUUGUCCCCUUGUUUAUUUGCUUUUUAGUAUCUAAUUUUCUCCCAUUUCUCUGCAGCUAGACUUUUCAGUUUUGUGAAAUAUUCAUGUUGUUUUUAUACAUUCGGAUUAUACGGUUGCGUACAGAUGUUCUUCGUUAUUUUUCUACUUGUAUUUGUUGAUGAAUAUGCAUUUUUUUAUUUUCCUGGGUAUAUAUAUACAUGCAUGUGAAUCUUUAAAAAAGGGCUGUCUUAACUCCGAACAAAUAUGUCUGAAAUCAACAAUAUAAAAACAGAACAAUUCUUUCCUUUUCUAACUGUAAAGGGG
This is a messenger RNA of Oldenlandia corymbosa var. corymbosa, 1375 nucleotides long. NCBI's taxonomy places the organism in Eukaryota, Viridiplantae, Streptophyta, Magnoliopsida, Gentianales, Rubiaceae. The record is from the annotation of a GenBank genome assembly.